Messenger RNA from Mercurialis annua (annual mercury), 1043 nucleotides. Its product is annotated as protein RTE1-HOMOLOG. The transcript has 3 exons. Gene Ontology annotation, cellular component: endoplasmic reticulum; Golgi apparatus. Gene Ontology annotation, biological process: regulation of ethylene-activated signaling pathway; response to ethylene. Lineage: Eukaryota; Viridiplantae; Streptophyta; Magnoliopsida; Malpighiales; Euphorbiaceae. The record is from RefSeq and is a predicted model, not a curated record. The coding region runs from base 183 to 866 and encodes 227 amino acids.
AAAAAAUACAAAAAGAACUUAUCGUGACUAACCCAUUAUUUUACUGGCUGGGAUUCAGAAGAUCAAACUUGUCUAGUUUGACAAAAAAAAUCUCCAAAAAAAUAUCUCACCCCACACAGAUCAAUUCGGUCCGACUCGUUCUUCUUCCACUUUCAUUUCAUUUCAAGUGUUGCGAAAAUUUGAUGAUGGAAGAAAAUGGAGACCCCGAGUCUCAAAUGGUGUUUGCAGAAGAUCUUCAUGAUAGCAUGCAGAUCGAUCCUAAAAGAGCUCGAUUCCCCUGCUGCAUCGUUUGGACACCCCUACCUGUGAUAUCAUGGUUAAUUCCAUUCAUUGGUCAUGUUGGAAUAUGCAGAGAGGAUGGCGUAAUUCUGGACUUUGCAGGGCCUAAUUUCGUAUGUGUUGACAAUUUUGCAUUUGGAGCUGCGAGUCGCUACUUCCAGAUAAAGAAAGAAAAGUUCGCUUCAACUGCAUUUAGAAGUGGGGAUCAGUACAAUAUGGAUGUAACUGGACGAGAUACAUUUUUAUGGGAUGAAGCAUUACAGAAGGGAACGCAGGAGUAUCAACAUCAUUCAUACAGCCUUUUCACUUGCAAUUGCCACUCUUUUGUUGCCAACAACUUAAAUCGAUUGGGUUUUCUUUCUGGCGGAUGGAAUGUGGUUAAUCUUGCUGCUUUUAUGUUCCUCAAGAGUCAAUGGGUUAGUACAGGAGCCAAGGUGCGAGCUUACUUUCCGUUUUUCGUGGUAUGUGGCAUCGGAGUGCUUCUUGGUGGCCUGACCUUUGUAACCUUUUUGGCGUUCUUCACGUUCCUUCUGGUUGGUUGGUUUCUUAUUGGUAGCUAUUGUUUCAAGGAUUUGAUUCAGUUGUAGUUAUUAGAUCUUAUUUCUGUAUAUACCCCACUGAAACUAUGAAAAUGGUCUCUGGUCAUGGCAGCAACUUACAAUUUAAUAUCCACUCUGUAUCAAGAGAGCUGUAUGUAGAUAGGAAUGUUAGUGCUGGAUUUUCUGAAUGGCAAUUUAAUCUUCUGUGUUUACCAAGUUACCAAA